AUGCCGUGGUCUUAUAUAAAAGGUAUACUUGUUGGACUAGCCGCUGUCUCUUUGACCGGAGCAUCUCCUGUGCUUGAGUCCUCCUCCAAGCAUGUCCGUGCUCUGAAGGGCGAUGAAGUUGCUGUAAAAAACACCUGUGAUAAACUCAACUAUCGCAAAUCGACCAAAGCUAACUCAAUGCCUACAAUCAAGUGGAAUGCCUUGACAGACAAGGAGAAAUAUGAGUUUAUUAAAGCUGAGCUAUGUCUCAUGAGCCACCCACCCGUAACAGGUUUAGUGGAAAAUGCCACCAAUGUUUGGGAUGAAAUCGCCCACAUUCAUAUCGACCAGGGCAAUGAUAUCCACUACGUUGGACAGUUUCUCCCUUGGCACCGGUACUAUGUCAGGAUGCACGAGUUGGCCCUUCAGAACCUUUGCAAUUACAAGGGGGCUCACCCAUACUGGGAUGAGCUCACGGACUACACCUACGGUAAUGUGAGAGACUCGCCUAUCUUUGACCCACAUACUGGAUUUGGAGGAAAUGGUACCGGUCGCGACUCCUGUGUUAGCGACGGACCCCUCAAAAAUAUCAAACUCCAUAUGAGCAAUCACCAUGACAGAGGGGACAGCUUCUGCCUUUCCCGUGAUUUUGAUCAGAGCAGUUUUGCGUAUGGGAUGACCUCAAAUAUUGAGGAGUGCUUUGGCUACGCGAACUAUACAGACGCUUGGUAA
Molecule: messenger RNA, 711 nt
Organism: Penicillium malachiteum
Lineage: Eukaryota; Fungi; Ascomycota; Eurotiomycetes; Eurotiales; Aspergillaceae
Product: Di-copper centre-containing protein
Exons: 3
Coding region: 1-711 (236 amino acids)
Molecular function (GO): oxidoreductase activity
Source: RefSeq, a predicted model, not a curated record